This is a messenger RNA of Pocillopora meandrina, 5466 nucleotides long. The record is from the annotation of a GenBank genome assembly. Lineage: Eukaryota; Metazoa; Cnidaria; Anthozoa; Scleractinia; Pocilloporidae.
AUGGACAGCAUAAAAGAAGCUAUAUCAGCUAUCUUCAUAGGUACAGUGGUCGCAGUGUUCCUUCACGAAACUGGUCGCGUGUUGCAAGCCAUCGAGGUAUACAAGGAAUGUUUGAUUAUAUUACACAGUCAGGCGCAGGCUAUCGAUAGUUCAUUGGCAAACUUAAUAUUCCGUGUCAUCUACUUGGCAAUAAUCUGUGCUUACGAUUAUAUAAAGGAUUACACAAGUACAGAAAAAUACCUGAGGGAACUCCUCCUAUACCUGGAUUCUAAUGACACCGCUGAAAAAGGAAGGCUACAUUUAAAACUGGCAGAAAUACUUCAGAAACAAAGUAAAUUAAUGGAGGCCUGGAAAUUUUACGAAUCAGCAAUCAACAUCAUGAAAACGAUGGGAAACAUACAUGGCCAGGCACUGUGUUACGCAAAGCUCGGAGAAAUGUUCCAGUCGCAUAGUCAAUAUGACAAGGCCCUAAAAUAUCAAGAGAAAGCACUCGAUAUCAGAAUAGAAAUUGGUGACAGGGAUGGAGAAGCAAGAAGCUACGGAAACCUAGGAACUUUGUUCAAAUCACUCGGUCAAUAUGACAAGGCCCGAGAAUAUCAAGAGAAUGCACUCGCUAUCAAAAUAGAAAUUGGUGACAGGAAUGGAGAAGCAAGAAGCUACGGAAACCUAGGAGCUUUGUUCCAAUCACUCGGUCAAUAUGACAAGGCCCGAGAAUAUCAAGAGAAAGUACUCGCUAUCAAAAUAGAAAUUGGUGACAGACACGGAGAAGCAACAAGCUACGGAAACCUAGGAACUUGCUUCCAAUCACUCGGUCAAUAUGACAAGGCCCGAGAAUAUCAAGAGAAAGCACUCGCUAUCACAAUAGAAAUUGCUGAUAGACAUGGAGAGGCAACAAGCUACGGAAACCUAGGAACUUUGUUCCAAUCACUCGGUCAAUAUGACAAGGCCCGAGAAUAUCAAGAGAAAGCACUCGCUAUCAAAAUAGAAAUUGGUGACAGACAUGGAGAAGCAACAAGCUACGGAAACCUAGGAACUUUGUUCCAAUCACUCGGUCAAUAUGACAAGGCCCGAAAAUAUCAAGAGAAAGCACUCGCUAUCAGAAUAGAAAUUGGUGACAGACAUGGAGAAGCAACAAGCUACGGAAACCCAGGAACUUUGUUCCAAUCACUCGGUCAAUAUGACAAGGCCCGAGAAUAUCAAGAGAAAGCACUCGCUAUCAAAAUAGAAAUUGGUGACAGACAUGGAGAAGCAUCAAGCUACGGAAACCUAGGAACUUUGUUCCAAUCACUCGGUCAAUAUGACAAGGCCCGAAAAUAUCAAGAGAAAGCACUCGCUAUCACAAUAGAAAUUGGUGACAGACAUGGAGAAGCAACAAGCUACGGAAACCUAGGAACUUUGUUCCAAUCACGCGGUCAAUAUGACAAGGCCCGAGAAUAUCAAGAGAAAGCACUCGCUAUCAAAAUAGAAAUUGGUGACAGACAUGGAGAAGCAACAAGCUACGGAAACCUAGGAACUUUCUUCCAAUCACUCGGUCAAUAUGACAAGGCCCGAGAAUAUCAAGAGAAAGCACUCGCUAUCAAAAUAGAAAUUGGUGACAGGGAUGGAGAAGCAACAAGCUACGGCAACCUAGGAACUUUGUUCCAAUUACUCGGUCAAUAUCACAAGGCCCGAGAAUAUCAAGAGAAAGCACUCGCUAUCAAAAUAGAAAUUGGUGACAGACAUGGAGAAGCAUCAAGCUACGGAAACCUAGGAGCUUUGUUCCAAUCACUCGGUCAAUAUGACAAGGCCCGAGAAUAUCAAGAGAAAGCACUCGCUAUCACAAUAGAAAUUGGUGACAGACAUGGAGAAGCAACAAGCUACGGAAACCUAGGAACUUUGUUCCAAUCACUCGGUCAAUAUGACAAGGCCCGAGAAUAUCAAGAGAAAGCACUCGCUAUCAAAAUAGAAAUUGGUGACAGACAUGGAGAAGCAACAAGCUACGGAAACCUAGGAACUUUGUUCCAAUCACUCGGUCAAUAUGACAAGGCCCGAGAAUAUCAAGAGAAAGCACUCGCUAUCAAAAUAGAAAUUGGUGACAGGGAUGGAGAAGCAACAAGCUACGGCAACCUAGGAACUUUGUUCCAAUCACUCGGUCAAUAUGACAAGGCCCGAGAAUAUCAAGAGAAAGCACUCGCUCUCAAAAUAGAAAUUGGUGACAGGGAUGGAGAAGCAAGAAGCUACGGAAACCUAGGAACUUUGUUCCAAUUUCUCGGUCAAUAUGACAAGGCCCGAGAAUAUCAAGAGAAAGCACUCGCUAUCAGAAUAGAAAUUGGUGACAGACAUGGAGAAGCAUCAAGCUACGGAAACCUUGGAACUUUGUUCCAAUCACUCGGUCAAUAUGACAAGGCCCAAGAAUAUCAAGAGAAAGCACUCGCUAACAAAAUAGAAAUUGGUGACAGGGAUGGAGAAGCAACAAGCUACGGAAACCUAGGAACUUUGUUCCAAUCACUCGGUCAAUAUGACAAGGCCCGAGAAUAUCAAGAGAAAGCACUCGCUAUCGAAAUAGAAAUUGGUGACAGGGAUGGAGAAGCAUCAAGCUACGGAAACCUAGGAACUUUGUUCCAAUCACUCGGUCAAUAUGACAAGGCCCGAGAAUAUCAAGAGAAAGCACUCGCUAUCAAAAUAGAAAUUGAUGACAGACAUGGAGAAGCAUCAAGCUACGGAAACCUAGGAACUUUGUUCCAGUCACUCGGUCAAUAUGACAAGGCCCGAGAAUAUCAAGAGAAAGCACUCGCUAUCACAAUAGAAAUUGGUGACAGGGAUGGAGUAGCAAGAGGCUACGGAAACCUAGGAGCUUUGUUCCAAUCACUCGGUCAAUAUGACAAGGCCCGAGAAUAUCAAGAGAAAGCACUCGCUAUCAGAAUAGAAAUUGGUGACAGACAUGGAGAAGCAACAAGCUACGGAAACCUAGGAACUUUGUUCCAAUCACUCGGUCAAUAUGACAAGGCCCGAGAAUAUCAAGAGAAAGCACUCGCUAUCAAAAUAGAAAUUGGUGACAGACAUGGAGAAGCAUCAAGCUACGGAAACCUAGGAACUUUGUUCCAAUCACUCGGUCAAUAUGACAAGGCCCGAGAAUAUCAAGAGAAAGCACUCGCUAUCAAAAUAGAAAUUGGUGACAGACAUGGAGAAGCAAGAAGCUACGGAAACCUAGGAACUUUGUUCCAAUCACUCGGUCAAUAUGACAAGGCCCGAAAAUAUCAAGAGAAAGCACUCGCUAUCAAAAUAGAAAUUGAUGACAGACAUGGAGAAGCAUCAAGCUACGGAAACUUAGGAACUUUGUUCCAAUCACUCGGUCAAUAUGACAAGGCCCGAGAAUAUCAAGAGAAAGCACUCGCUAUCACAAUAGAAAUUGGUGACAGGGAGGGAGAAGCAUCAAGCUACGGAAACCUAGGAACUUUGUUCCAAUCACUCGGUCAAUAUGACAAGGCCCUAGAAUAUCAAGAGAAAGCACUCGCUAUCACAAUAGAAAUUGGUGACAGACAUGGAGAAGCAUCAAGCUACGGAAACCUAGGAACUUUGUUCCAAUCACUCGGUCAAUAUGACAAGGCCCGAGAAUAUCAAGAGAAAGCACUCGCUAUCACAAUAGAAAUUGGUGACAGACAUGGAGAAGCAACAAGCUAUAGAAACCUUACAUCUACGUUUCUCUCACUCGGCUUGUAUGCAAAGGCUGACGGCUAUCUAAAGAAGGCAAUGAAAGUUAGAAAGGGUAUCGAUGAUAGAAUUGGAGAAGCAGUAGACUACAUACACCUUGGUUCAAUUUCUCUGAAGUGUGGUGAAUAUGACAAGGCUCAAGAAUAUUGCGAGAAAGCCCUCACAAUUUGUAUGGACAUCGGUGAUAGAGAAAAAAUAGUAGACAGCUACCAGAAGUUAGGAUUGUGUUACCAAUCUCUUGGUAAAAAUGACAAAGCCGAAGAACACGUUAAGCAAGCUCUCUUAUUAAGUAGGGAUAUUGGACACAACUUGAACGAGUUUCGCUGCCUUUGUAAUCUAUUGGUGUUAAUGGUGUCAAAAGGUCAUCUUGAGGAAGCUUUUUUGUAUCUUUCUCAAGUCAUUCUAAAGUUCGAAACUUUGAGAGGUUUUCUUAAAGAAAACGAUGAGUUGCAAAUAUCUCUUCUAGAAGAGUACGGUACCUUUCCCUACGAGUUGUUAAGUAGGUUGCUUUCUUCCACUAGAAAGCCUGAAGACGCCCUUUACGUCGAAGAGCUGAGAAGGGCAAGAGGCCUGACCGACUUGAUGACAGCUCGGUACUCUGUUCAAGAGCAGAUCUCAAGCGUUCCACAGUCUUGGUGUGGCAUUCAAGGGAUCAUCACAAAAGAAGCAGACUGUGCAUGCCUGUACAUUUCGGUUGGUCAAAAUGGGGUACGGUUUUGGAUCAUUAAAGCAACGGGAGCUAUUCUUUUUUCAGAAAAGAAAGUGAACCUGGACCCAAACAAGGUGACCGGAAUAGUCCCUGAGUUAGAUGAGUUUUUUAAAGAACUGAUGUCACUUCGCCGCAACAACCGAUCAGGGCUGCAUUACUGUGAUACCGAAGAUUUCAAAACAAGUCUUCACUUGUGUUACAACAUAAUCAUUGCUCCUGUGGCCAGUUUACUGAAGCAGCCCGAGAUCAUAAUUGUCCCUGAUUCCUGUGUGUACCAAGUGCCAUUUGCAGCCUUGGCUGACGAAGGAGGCAAGUAUUUAUCAGAGACAUGCAGGAUUCGGUUAGUUCCCUCUCUCAAGACUCUAAAGCUUGUUCAAGACAGUCCUCCAGACUAUCACAGUCAGACCGGGGCACUGGUAGUGGGUGACCCUGUGGUUGGAAAGGUGAUUUACAAGGGAAGGUGCAGAAAUAUGAUACCAUUGCCGUGUGCAAGAAAGGAAGCAGAGAUGAUUGGAACACUUCUUGGCGUAAGGCCUUUGAUAGGAGAGUCCGCUACAAAGCAUUCUGUACUCCAAGCGAUAAAUUCAGUGAGCCUGAUACACAUUGCUGCGCAUGGAGAUCCCGAAAGAGGGGAAAUUUCUCUUUCUCCUAGGCACCCUACCCUACUCCCACCUUUUCCUCGAGAAGAAGAGUAUCUUUUGACGAUGGCAGAUAUUUCAAAAACUCAGUUGCGAGCUAAACUGGUGGUGCUUAGUUGUUGUCACAGUGCUCGUGGACAGAUUAGAACCGAGGGAGUUAUUGGAAUUGCCCGAGCGUUCUUGGGAUCCGGAGCUCGUUCAGUGUUAGCGGCACGAUGGAGGCUGGAUGACACAGCCACAGAACAGUUCAUGACUUGUUUCUACAAACAUUUGUUCUGCGGUGAAAGCGCCAGUGAGUCUCUCCACAAGGCCAGGAAGUGGAUGAGAAAUAACGGCUUUGACAAAGUUUCUCAAUGGGCGCCAUUUAUGAUCAUGGGCGACAACGUGACAUUUGAUUUUAGAAAUUGGCCGGUGCCUAACGCGCCUUAA